AUGGCGGCACUGACCGGUGUGUACUCGUUUUCAUCGGCGGAUUUCCGUGUGACAAAUGACAUGAAAAAUCAUUUCGAUGACAAAGGAUACAUUUUAGUCAAAGGAUUGUUUGAUAAGGAUGAGAUAGCAAACCUAAGGAGGGUUUUCGAGGACACAGACAUCAUCAAGGAAAACGGAUAUGGAUUGCCAGAUGGACAAGGCAAACAGGCGACGAUGUUAUUAUGGAACAAUCCCGGAAACGACGUAUCUGGAAUGAUGGCACGAUGCGAGAAAGUUGUCAAUACUUGUGAAGACUUACUAGGAGGUGAGGUGUAUCACUACCAUUCCAAACUGAUGUACAAGAAACCCUUCACUGGCGGUUCUUUUCUCUGGCAUCAGGACUACGGGUAUUGGUACCACAAUAGCUGUUUGUUUCCUGACAUGAUGACGGUAUUCAUAGCCAUCGAUAAAUGUUCCCAAUCCAAUGGCUGUUUGCAGAUACUGCCCGGCUCUAACAGAUGUGGUCGCAUUGUCCAUGAUGCGACACACGGUCAGACUGCAGCCGAUCAUGAGCGUGUGUCUGCUAUCGAGAAGGUCUGCCCCAAGGCUUAUGUUGAGAUGGACCAAGGAGACGCCUUAUUCUUCCACAGUAACCUGUUGCACUCAAGUUCUGGUAAUGAGAGUCCUGAUAGGAGGUGGGCUUAUCUUAUUGCAUACAACACUAGGGCAAACAACGCAUUAGUGCCUCACCAUCAUGCCCAGUACUCGCCUCUACAAAAGGUGCCGGACAGUGCAGUAAGAGAAUGCAACAAUUACAGUGAUUUCACUGGAAAGGAUUUCUUUGAUCCCACUGACAUGGAAUCGCCUAAGAACGCUCUCGUCAAGACACAGGCAAAGUUUGAAAAAUAG
Ylistrum balloti is the source of this 888-nucleotide messenger RNA. Its product is annotated as L-proline trans-4-hydroxylase-like. The record is from RefSeq and is a predicted model, not a curated record. The transcript is spliced from 9 exons. Lineage: Eukaryota; Metazoa; Mollusca; Bivalvia; Pectinida; Pectinidae. Bases 1 to 888 code for a protein of 295 amino acids.